CAAAUUCUCUUCCCCAAUCAAAAAAAAAGAAAAAAAGAAAACAAAAAGAUAGCCCAUUUUUGGACCAAUAGGAAAAAUCCUUCUAAACUCUCGUAUUCUCUCGUACUUGCUCUUUCUCUUCUCCGAUCGGAUUCUCCACCAAAAAAUACCCUAGCCCAGGCAGCUCCGAUCAAAUCAGGAAACAAAAUGGAUGGAUCAGGAGGAAGAGGAGGAAGUGGAGUGGAUAAUGUCUUACCGAAUUACAAACUUGGAAAAACGCUUGGUAUUGGUUCGUUUGGAAAGGUUAAAAUUGCUGAACAUGCUUUGACUGGUCAUAAGGUUGCUAUUAAGAUUCUUAAUCGGAGAAAGAUUAAGAAUAUGGAGAUGGAGGAAAAAGUUAGAAGAGAGAUCAAAAUUUUGAGAUUGUUUAUGCAUCCUCACAUCAUACGACUCUAUGAGGUGAUAGAGACAGCAACAGACAUUUUUGUGGUUAUGGAAUAUGUGAAGUCUGGAGAACUCUUUGAUUAUAUUGUAGAGAAAGGAAGAUUGCAGGAGGAUGAAGCUCGAAACUUUUUUCAGCAGAUAAUUUCUGGGGUGGAGUACUGCCACAGAAAUAUGGUCGUUCAUCGAGACCUUAAGCCAGAGAAUUUGCUUUUGGAUUCUAAAUGCAAUGUGAAGAUUGCCGAUUUUGGCUUGAGCAACAUAAUGAGAGAUGGCCAUUUUCUGAAGACAAGUUGUGGCAGCCCAAACUAUGCUGCCCCAGAGGUUAUUUCUGGGAAAUUGUAUGCUGGACCUGAAGUGGAUGUAUGGAGUUGUGGUGUUAUAUUGUAUGCACUUCUUUGUGGGACCCUUCCUUUUGAUGAUGAAAACAUUCCCAACCUCUUUAAGAAAAUAAAGGGUGGCAUAUACACUCUUCCAAGCCAUUUAUCUCCUGGUGCUAGAGAUUUGAUCCCACGAAUGCUUGUAGUUGAACCAAUGAAGAGAAUGACCAUUCCUGAGAUACGCCAGCACCCGUGGUUUCAAGCACAUCUUCCGAGAUAUUUAGCUGUUCCCCCACCAGAUACAAUGCAACAAGCAAAAAAGAUUGAUGAGGAGAUCCUUCAGGAAGUUGUGAGGAUGGGAUUUGAAAGGAACCAGCUGGUUGAAUCUCUUCGCAACAGAAUUCAAAAUGAGGGAACUGUUGCUUACUACUUACUAUUGGACAAUCGAUUCCGAGUCUCCAGUGGUUAUCUGGGAGCUGAGUUUCAAGAAACUAUGGAAUCUGGCUUCAAUCGCAUGCAUCCAAGUGAACCUACUGCUCCAGCUGUUGGACACCGCCUUUCAGGAUAUGGUGAUUAUCAAGCUGUGGGUUUAAGGGGCCUUGAGAGGAAAUGGGCUCUUGGACUUCAGUCUCGAGCCCAUCCUCGUGAAAUUAUGACAGAAGUUCUCAAAGCUCUGCAAGAACUCAAUGUCUGUUGGAAGAAGAUAGGGCAUUACAACAUGAAGUGUAGGUGGCUUCCAAGCAUUCCUGGUCAUCACGAAGGCAUGGUUGACAAUCCUGUAAACAAUAAUCACUACUUUGGGGAUGAAUCAACCAUUAUUGAAAAUGAUGGUGUUAUCAAGACGCCAAAUGUUGUCAAGUUUGAAGUGCAGCUUUACAAAACUCGUGAGGAGAAGUAUCUGUUGGAUCUUCAGAGGGUUAACGGGCCACAGUUUCUCUUCUUGGAUCUUUGUGCUGCAUUUCUUGCUCAGCUCCGGGUCCUCUAACAUGAGAAGGCUAUAUUUACAAGGACCCUUGUCCAUGAACCUCCUAUGAUGCAUGUGAAUAAGAACAUUUGAUGUAUAUAACUCAUUUUCUUUUUGUUUUUUUUUUUAGUUUGACUAAACCUUCACUUUGUUCUUGUAACCCUCCAUUUUAGAUGGGUGAUUGUGGAGUCAGUCCUCAACACUAGUGUUGGCCAAUUACUGUGUUAGUCCAGGUUUGUGACACAGUUUGCCCUAAUCAUAACUAGGGUUUCCACAAUAUUAUGGAACCAAAGGGAAAUUUUUAUGAAUUAUCAUAUGAUAGAAUUAACCUUGUGGUCUUUUGGA
Molecule: messenger RNA, 2049 nt
Organism: Theobroma cacao (cacao)
Lineage: Eukaryota; Viridiplantae; Streptophyta; Magnoliopsida; Malvales; Malvaceae
Gene: KIN11
Product: SNF1 kinase homolog 11
Biological process (GO): protein phosphorylation; intracellular signal transduction
Cellular component (GO): cytoplasm
Molecular function (GO): protein serine/threonine kinase activity; ATP binding; protein binding
Source: RefSeq, a predicted model, not a curated record